This is a messenger RNA of Linum trigynum, 2358 nucleotides long. Lineage: Eukaryota; Viridiplantae; Streptophyta; Magnoliopsida; Malpighiales; Linaceae. The record is from the annotation of a GenBank genome assembly.
ACCAUAGAGGUAAGGUUUGUUAUUGUUUACCCCUAAAAAUUAAUCUCAUACAACAUCGACUAAUUACAAGAAAUUUAAUAGAUUUAUAAGGCUAGCUCAACAUUAAUCAUUAAAUGAGCUAGCUGGGCCUUAUUACGUUUUUGUGCCUAAGUGGCCAAGCCACCUAUCUCUAGCCUAGUGGUUGGCCGCCCCUGUAGCCCAGACGAUGCCUCCACCGCCUUAGUUCGUAAUAUGACUCUAAAAAAAAGUAUGGAGACAAGGUGAGUGGCAAAACUAAGCAAGGAGCAACAAGCCGACAAGGCAGACUUUGUAUCAAGAUAUGAAAUUUGGCUAAGUACAGCGCUAAUGGGAUACCAAUUCGGCAAGGCAGGGCUUGGUACCAUGACAUGGAAUUUGGCUAAGUAUGGGUUGGGUAUCAACUUGAUGGAGAAUUGGUGUAGAGCCUCUUAAGGCUGGGUUGGUAGUAGGGGCUGACAUGACUGGCUUGGUGGCAGGGGGUAUCAAGUCGGAGAGACAACAAAAGCAGGAGCAAAACGAUAUCAACAAAACUAAGUAUGGAGUCUUGGGGGGGCUGCCAAGGGGGUGGUCGAGACUUCAUCAUGGAGGCAAGGCUAAGGACUUCAACCCCAUCCAGUCAAGAGAAGGCAACACGACUCAACACCAACCUGGCUUCGAGGCUAUCAAGUACCAACCAGUCAACAAGGCCAGACAAGGGGCCCCAAGGUGAUAGGAGUCAACACCAAGGCGGCGACACGGGGUCCUAAGGCGGUUGGAGCAACAUGCUGGCUAGCAGUUACCAAUACACCUAGUGGAUAUAAAUAGGAGAAACUAAGAUUGUAAGAGGGUUCAACAAUCAAACAUUUAACGCACAAUGUCAAAAUAUAUACUCUCUGCAAAUUAGUUUUACCUUUAGUUUUUGGAGCUCUCACUGAACCUCCAUAAGAGUAGGAGUAAUUAACGUAGAUUGUUCCUUAAAAACCAUCAAACACCCUCGUUCGAACAUUGUUCAAAGAUGUGAAUCGUGUUAAUUUUCGUUGUUCAAUAAGUCAAGGUGCAUUAAUUGAUUUCAAACACCCAAGUUUUCCUUGCCAAAAAACAAAUUGGCACACCCGGUGGGACCCUGUGUAUUUGAUUUGAUGACUCCACGACUGAGAGAACGAGAAGGUGAUCUAUCACCUGGAUUGUAAAAGAGCUAGUGGCCAGGUAUGAUCUUGGCCAAAUAACAAAAAUUGACGCCGUAAACAAUGGUGGGGCAAGAGGUCAGCCAUCACCGACAUCAUGUGUGGGUGUAACCACCACCACUUUGUCUCUCCACAAGUCACUGGUGGUAGAAAUACAAUUAAUGGAGGAGGCUAUGGUGGGAUACACAAAACAAAUUGUAUCUCAACUUGAUUGUUUCCAUACUCGCCUAAAUUGAUGUUUGGAUCAACUGGAUGAGAUUUGCGAGAUAAAUGAAAAUAAUUUUAAGAAGUUUCACCAACUUUUAAUGAAGCCAGUGUUGAGAUCGAAGGUUUUGACGAAAGAUGGUGUAGAUCCACUAUCAAGCGUUGCUACUAGGGAUACGAGAAUUCUAGACUCCGGUGGCCGGACUACUAAGCCACGGCCAGAGAACUCAUCGUGUCCAGUGACCAGUCAACCACCUCUUCAAUUUGGUGGUUGUGCGAGAAUCUCGCUCCCACGUUCACCACUCGCGUAAAGCAAUUUCCUAUACUGACAGUUACUUUAGAAACUGCGUUAGAGGCUAGACCAUGAUUUAAUGUGAAAGUUGGUGGAGGGCCACUCACUACAGAUGUGUUCCCACAAGCUUGCCCAACUCCACUGCCAUCCAUGCCCAUCAAUUCUGGUGAAUGCGAACCGUCAGAGGGUCUACAAAGGUGGUAUGAAAGCUUACCACCUGACAAGUUGAAGGUGAAAUGUCAAGCUAGGGGGCACGUUGAUUUCAUGAUAAAUGGAAAAAGUGAUUUGUCUAGGGACUCACCACAUAUUGUAACUAAGUGUGGGAAGAAGGGCAUCUUUUCAGCUUCAUGUAGUGGGAAGGGGAGCAUGUCAUCAAACGCGAAGAAUGAAGUGAGUGGCAAGUCUACGGGGGUGUUGCAUACCCAUGCCACCCAUGAUUUUCAUAACUUUGAGAGCGUGUCAAAGAGUGAAAAAGGAGGCAAGUUCAUGGCUAAGGCCCCACAUAGCAUGCCAACCAUGAAUGGUCGACAGGGUGCAUGCCAUCAACCACAAAUAGUGGACAGAUAGACGUGCCCAAGAAGCCACAACAAACCCAAGCCACACAUGCUUAUAGUAAGCAUGAUAGUGUAGCUAUCUGUAGCAAGGGGGGCAUGCCACAUACAAUGAAAAGUGGUAUGAUGG